Molecule: messenger RNA, 1556 nt
Organism: Punica granatum (pomegranate)
Lineage: Eukaryota; Viridiplantae; Streptophyta; Magnoliopsida; Myrtales; Lythraceae
Source: RefSeq, a predicted model, not a curated record
GUCUCUUUUCCUUUUGCCCCUCUUUUCUGAGGGAUAAGCCCAGAGGUCGGAGAAGGCUCUCUCUUCUCUGUGUCUCUCUCUCUGUGUUCGUUUCCCCACACGAUGCUCAGAAGCUUCAACGCCACCUCUUCCUGAGAGAUUGGGGGGGACUCGGUCAUCGGGGGAAGGAAGGCGGGGGAGAGAGAGAAAGCCGUACGCGCCGGACCUUGAGGGGAUUGGGUGGAAACAGAGAGAGAUACACGGAGAGGAUGGACACGGCGUCGGUGGUCAGCGAUAAGGAGUCAAUGGUGGAUCCUUUCCUCGUGGAGGCUCUCCAGAAUCCCCGCCACCGUCUCACCAUCUUGAGAAUGGAACUCGAUAUUCGGAGGUUUAUGCAAAGCACAGACCAGAAGAUCUUUGAAUUUCAGCACUUUCCAACUUCUUAUCUCCGACUAGCGGCACACCGAGUUGCCCAACACUAUGGUCUACAAACUAUGGUUCAAGAUACUAGUUUAGAUGGUACAGGAAAUAGAAUAUUGGCCAUUAAAACAACAGAAAGCAAAUUUCCCGCUGUUCGCUUGUCAGAUAUUCCUGCUAAGCAGUCGGAAAAUGAUAAAUCCGAGCAAUUAAAAGUUGUCAUUAGGGCUAGACCCAGUAAAUCAUCUGGUAGUGAAGGCAACGACAGUGGUGUUAAAAGAAAUUCCAUGAGGAGCAUGGAAGAAAGAAAGGAAGAGUAUGAUAAAGCGCGGGCCCGCAUUUUCAAUAGCCCGACUGGGUCUGAAGCUGAUGAUAUGCUAUCCUCAGCCUCAAUCGAGCGGAAAAAUGUUCCUUCUGGUAAAGAUGAGAAUGAAGCUUGCAGGUUUUCUUUAGUUGAAGCGGAGAAAAACGUUGGGAUCAAGGAAGGCAGUUCAUCAUCUAGGGUUGCCAUUCUCAAAGACAGGGAGAAAGAUCGUACAGACCCUGAUUAUGAUCGGAGUUAUGAAAGGUAUGCUAGGAACAUUCCUACUCAAACUUUUGGGCUGCUGCCGUUUAAUAUGCAGAAGAUUCACCACCCAUUCAGUCAUUACGACUCGGGGUUUGCUCAGCUAGGUCAGAUGCCGAGGGCCCCAGCUUCCCUCAGCUAUAUACCUCCUUCAAGUGCUGUCAUGAGUCCUUUCAGCACGACGGGCCUCAGUCAAGGCACUAGCGAUGCUGCGUACAUGCAGUGGCCUACUGCUUCGGUGAUGUACGCACACUCGUACGAGCAGUUCAGACACGGAGUUUUCCAGGCUCCAGCCUAUCAGCAGCCUCUGAGCUUUGAUUACUCUCAAAACCAUUGACGUGCAGGAGGUUUCGUACUGGGUAUUGUAUGAUUGAAAAUUUGUCUUCUCCUCGUAGGGCUCCCUUCCAUCUGUAGGCUUGUUAUACUUAGACAUAUCAGACUUUGGUUCUCUUGAGUUUUAGUAUUGUGUCCUGCUCUGUUCGAACUUGGUGUUAGAAUACAUGCUACUCUCAUUGACUUAUAUUUUUGUAUCCUAUUCAUAUAAUUCUUCCCCAGAGGGUGCACUCCACGUUUAAAUUGACUCUUAGAUGAUCCA